Penicillium atrosanguineum is the source of this 1146-nucleotide messenger RNA. RefSeq names its product putative sarcosine oxidase. Gene Ontology annotation, molecular function: sarcosine oxidase activity; flavin adenine dinucleotide binding. NCBI's taxonomy places the organism in Eukaryota, Fungi, Ascomycota, Eurotiomycetes, Eurotiales, Aspergillaceae. The transcript has a single exon. The record is from RefSeq and is a predicted model, not a curated record. The coding region runs from base 1 to 1146 and encodes 381 amino acids.
AUGGAUCAAUACGACGUCGCAGUUGUGGGACUUGGUGUCCUUGGAAGCGGAGCGGCAUACUACGCCGCCAAAAAGGGCGCCAAAGUGAUUGCAUUCGAGCAGUUCGAGCUUGGUCAUGUACGCGGAGCUUCCCACGAUACUUCUCGCAUUGUUCGAACCUCCAACUUUGCUCCCGAAUAUGUCGCUCUUGCCAAAUCUGCUUACAAGGACUGGGCCCAACUAGAACGGGAUUCGGGCUACAAGAUGCUGACAGUCACUGGCGGCGUAGUAUUCUUCGACCCGGAUUCACCAGUUCCAGCCAGUGACUUCACCAAGAGCCUGGAUGAUCAGAGUAUUCCAUAUGAGCUGCUUAACUCCCAAGAAGUGAAGCGGCGAUGGCCCCAGUUUGAUAUUCCCGAAAAUGUCUCCACCGUGUUCACGGCCGAUUCAGGCAUCGCCCAUGCUGCGAAGACAGUCAGCACAUUACAAGCUAUGGCACGCUCCCAUGGUGCUAUUUUGAAGGAUAAUACGCCUGUCGAUCGUGUCACGCCCCAGGCUUCAGGUGGAGUUAUAAUCGAAACACCCAAGGGUCGAUUCAAGGCCGCCAAGGUCGUUCUUGCAACUGACGCUUGGAUUAACAAACUCCUCGCUCCCCUAUCCGUCCAUAUCCCGGUGUCUGUUAUGCAAGAGCAAGUCACAUACUACAAACCCACCGACGCGGCUGCCUUUGAAACUGAUCGUUUCCCUGUUUGGAUCUGGCAAGGCGCGAAUUGCUAUUACGGAUUCCCCUGCUACGGUGAACCGACCAUCAAGGCCGGACGUGAUUACUCGAACAACUUCAUGACACCCGAGCAACGUACAUUUGUACAUUCACCCCCACUGCUCGAGGAGCUGACAUCCUUUAUGAAGGGCUUUAUUCCUGAUGAGGAGCGUCAGCCCCUGCGCACAAUCACUUGCCAGUACACGAUCACUCCCGAUCGACAAUUUAUCAUCAGCCCGUUGGACAACCAUCCUGAUAUCAUCGUUGGCCUGGGCGCUGCGCAUGCUUUCAAGUUUGCUCCUGCCUUUGGUCGGGCGCUGGCAGAGCUCGCAGUGGAUGGCCAUACCACCGAGGAUAUUUCAAAGUGGGGAAUUCCAAAGGCUGCUACUCUGAACAGCAAGCUUUGA